GAGCCUGAGAGCCCGCGAGCCAGCGAGCGCCGGCCGCGGCCUCCCCUGCUCGCGGUGACCCCAGCGUCCCGGCCCGCGGCCCCGCUGAUUCCGGGGCCCGCGCCCCCUCCGGGGCAGGGAUGCAUCAUGGCCACGCUGGCUUGCCGGGUGCAGUUCUUGGACGACACGGACCCUUUCAACAGCACCAACUUCCCGGAGCCCAGCCGACCGCCGCUUUUCACGUUCCGCGAGGACCUCGCGCUAGGCACCCAGCUGGCCGGGGUCCACCGGCUGCUGCGGGCGCCACACAAGCUGGAUGACUGCACGCUGCAACUCUCCCACAAUGGCACCUACCUGGACUUGGAGGCUACCCUGGCCGAGCAACGGGACGAGUUAGAAGGCUUCCAGGAUGAUGCUGGGCGGGGCAAGAAGCACAGCAUCAUCCUAAGGACACAGCUGUCCGUGAGGGUCCACGCCUGCAUCGAAAAACUGUACAACUCCACUGGACGAGAUUUAAGAAGGGCCCUUUUCUCCUUGAAGCAGAUAUUUCAGGAUGACAAGGAUUUGGUGCAUGAAUUUGUAGUGGCUGAAGGUCUGACGUGUUUGAUCAAGGUGGGAGCUGAGGCAGAUCAGAACUAUCAGAACUACAUUCUGAGGGCUUUGGGCCAGAUUAUGUUGUAUGUGGAUGGGAUGAAUGGAGUAAUCAACCACAAUGAAACCAUUCAGUGGCUGUACACUCUCAUUGGGUCCAAGUUCCGCCUGGUGGUGAAGACCGCUCUGAAGCUGCUUCUGGUCUUUGUGGAGUACUCAGAGUCCAACGCGCCUCUUCUGAUCCAGGCCGUGUCUGCUGUGGACACAAAAAGGGGAGUCACACCCUGGUCAAAUAUCAUGGAAAUCCUGGAGGAGAAGGAUGGGGUCGACACGGAGUUGCUGGUUUAUGCGAUGACUUUAGUGAACAAGACCUUAUCUGGAUUGCCAGACCAAGACACCUUCUACGAUGUGGUGGACUGCCUGGAGGAGCUGGGCAUUGCGGCCGUGUCCCAGCGGCACUUGAACAAGAAAGGGACUGACUUGGACUUAGUGGAGCAGUUGAACAUUUAUGAGGUGGCGCUGCGGCUGGAGGACGGUGAUGAGACUGCCGAGCCGCCCCCCAGCGGGCGCAGGGACCGGAGGAGGGCCAGUGUGUGUGGCGGUGGUGGUAGUGGUGCAGGGGGUGAGUCCCGGGGCCUGGACCGCAGGCGGAGCCGAAGGCACUCGGUGCAGAGCAUCAAGAGCCCUGUGUCGGCCCCGUCCAGUCCCUGCUCCCCAUCAGCUCCAGGCUUCAAGACCAGUCAAGUGCAAGAUCUCCGUGAAAAGGUUGAGGAGGAGGAGGAGGAAGAAGAGGAGCAGCCAGUCACGGAGCCCAAUUCCGAGGAAGAGGCAGAGGACAAUGCCCUCUGUCAGGGCAAGGACAGCAAUAGCAGCAGCAGCCGUGAGGCCAGCCCUGCCUCAGAGCAGAAGGAUGCUGCUCUGGAGAGCCCAGCCCUCCCCGCUGCCUCCAGCACCACUUCGCAGGGAAAGCAGCUUCCAGGUGGCUCUGCAGCUGGGACCCCCUUGUGCAGAGGGUCCUCAGGGCCAGCUCUGCGGCCCCCUCCCACCCCUGCCUCGGUCCCUCGGCCCUCCUCCACACCUGGCCCCCCGAAAGCGUCACCAACCCUAGAAAAGCUGCCCUACGUGCCCCACAGCCCCUUCCACCUCUUCUCCUAUGACUUUGAGGAUUCGCCCUUGUCCACCAAGGAAAAGGAAGCCGAGUCCCAGCAGGAGAGCAGCUCCUCUGAUUCUCUCCAUCUGAGCUCGUACUCUGCCUCUGAACCUUACAACUUCCGAUCUUUCUCUUCGAAUAGAUACAGCAACUUUAGCAGCAACUCUAACCACUCCCCAAGGCCUGCGUCUGGAGCCAACAUGCCCAGCACCCCCACGUCAUCUGUUUCACCCCCACAGGAGACCAGGCUAGAAAGGUCAUCACCGAGUGGUCUUCUCACGUCAUCCUUUAGGCAGCACCAAGAGUCACUGGCAGCAGAGAGAGAGAGGCGGCGACAGGAGAGGGAAGAAAGGUUGCAGAGAAUAGAAAGGGAGGAAAGAAACAAAUUCAGCCGAGAAUAUUUAGACAAAAGAGAGGAGCAAAGACAAGCAAGAGAAGAAAGAUACAAAUACUUGGAGCAGUUGGCAGCUGAGGCGCAUGAGAAGGAACUGAGAAGCCGGAGUGCGAGCCGGGGCAGAGCUGACCUCUCCUUGGACCUGACCUCACCGGCAGCCCCUGCCUCCUCCGCCCCCCUGAGCCAUAGCCCUCGGUCUCUAGACUCCCAGGAGGCUCUCACGGUAUCAUCCGCCUCCCCAGGAACACCUCAGCCUCCCCAAGUGAGCACCGGGGAUCCUGAGCCCCACCCAGGGGCAGAACCGGAAGCAGAGGCAGAGGUAGGGCACGUGACCCAUGAGGCCAGGGGGGAAGUAGCCCCCGCCCGCACGGGAGCGGAGAGCGAGGUGGAGCAGGCCCUGGAGCGGGACCGGGAAGAGCAAGCCUCCCUGAGCGAGAAGGAGAGGCAGAAUGAAGCGGUGAACGAGAGGGACAACUGCUCAGCCUCCAGCAUCUCAUCCUCCAGCAGCACGUUGGAGAGGGAGGACAAGGAGGACAAGCUCUCCCGGGACAGGGGUACCGGUUUGUGGUCCGCAGGGGUUCAGGAUGCCAGUGUAAAUGAGCAGUGUGGCGACAUCCUCACCAGCAAACGGUUCAUGCUGGACAUGCUGUAUGCCCAUAACAGAAAGCCCGUGGAUGAUGAGGAGAAGGGAGAGGGCGAGACCCGGAGGACCGAGCAGGGGGCGGAGGCAGUAGCCACCCUGGCCAGCAGGAUAUCCACCCUGCAGGCCAACUCUCUGGCCCAGGAUGAGAGCAUCAAGAGGGUGGACGUUGGCUGUCUGGACAAUCGGGGCAGCGUGAAAGCCUUUGCUGAGAAGUUCAACAGUGGGGAUCUAGGGCGAGGGUCCCCCUCCCCGGACACUGAGCUCCAUGACAAGGUUGCAGAGAAGACGUCGGCACAGCCCAAGACGGAAUCGGACUACAUCUGGGACCAGCUCAUGGCCAACCCAAGGGAACUUAGAAUCCAAGACAUGGAUUUCACUGACCUGGGGGAGGAGGAUGACGUCGAUGUCCUGGAUGUAGACCUGGGUCACACGGAGGCCCCAGGGCCGCCUCCCCCACCCCCUCCCACCUUUUUGGGUCUGCCACCCCCGCCCCCUCCACCCCUGCUGGACAGUGUGCCUCCCCCUCCAGUUCCCGGUAAUUUAUUGGCUCCUCCUCCAGUAUUCAAUGCUCCUCAGGGCUUAGGGUGGCCCCAGGUACCCAGGGGUCAGCCAGCAUUCACCAAGAAAAAGAAGACCAUCCGUCUGUUCUGGAAUGAAGUGCGGCCUUUUGAGUGGCCGUGUAAGAACAAUGGCCGCUGCAGAGAAUUCCUGUGGUCAAAACUGGAACCUAUCAAGGUGGACACAUCCAAGCUGGAGCACCUGUUUGAGUCUAAAUCAAAGGAAUUGUCCGUCUCUAAGAAAACUGCUGCAGAUGGAAAAAAGCAGGAGAUCAUCGUCCUGGAUUCCAAGAGGAGCAAUGCUAUUAAUAUUGGUCUGACGGUACUGCCCCCUCCAAGAACGAUUAAGAUAGCCAUUUUGAAUUUUGAUGAAUAUGCCUUAAACAAAGAAGGGAUUGAGAAAAUUCUAACUAUGAUUCCUACCGAAGAAGAGAAGCAGAAAAUCCAGGAAGCACAGCUGGCCAACCCUGAAGUGCCACUGGGCAGCGCAGAGCAGUUCCUCCUCACACUCUCCUCCAUCAGCGAGCUCUCCGCACGGCUCCACCUCUGGGCGUUCAAAAUGGAUUACGAAACUACAGAAAAGGAAGUGGCAGAACCACUUUUGGACCUGAAGGAGGGAAUAGACCAGUUGGAGAACAACAAAACCUUGGGCUUUAUCCUGUCUACUCUCUUAGCCAUUGGGAACUUUCUAAAUGGAACUAAUGCCAAAGCAUUUGAGCUAAGCUACCUCGAAAAGGUUCCAGAAGUCAAAGACACCGUGCACAAGCAGUCACUCCUCCACCACGUGUGCACUAUGGUGGUGGAGAACUUCCCGGACAGCUCCGACCUAUACUCGGAAAUUGGAGCCGUCACCAGGUCAGCCAAGGUUGACUUUGAUCAACUUCAGGAUAAUUUAUGUCAGAUGGAGAGAAGAUGCAAAGCUUCAUGGGAUCACCUCAAAGCAAUUGCAAAACAUGAGAUGAAACCAGUUCUAAAACAACGAAUGUCAGAGUUCUUAAAAGACUGUGCAGAGCGAAUUAUAAUUUUAAAGAUUGUCCAUAGAAGAAUAAUUAACAGGUUCCACUCCUUUCUGCUCUUUAUGGGUCAUCCACCUUAUGCGAUUCGGGAAGUGAACAUAAACAAGUUCUGCAGGAUCAUCAGUGAGUUUGCCCUGGAGUAUCGCACCACCAGGGAGAGGGUUUUGCAGCAGAAACAGAAACGAGCCAACCACAGAGAGAGAAACAAGACCCGAGGGAAGAUGAUCACUGAUACUGAUGAAGAGGAUGAAGUUGAGUCUGGCAAGUUCUCCGGCAGUUCCCCGGCACCCUCGAGCCAGCCACAGGGCCUGAGCUAUGCGGAGGAUGCUGCAGAGCACGAGAACAUGAAGGCGGUGCUGAAAACCUCGUCCCCCGCCGUGGAGGAUGCCACCCCCGUGCUGGGCGUCCGCACCCGCAGCAGAGCGAGCCGAGGAUCCACUAGUUCAUGGACUAUGGGAAUGGAUGACUCGCCUAAUGUCACAGAUGAUGCAGCUGAUGAGAUCAUGGACCGCAUCGUCAAGUCAGCCACCCAAGUGCCCAGUCAGCGAGUGGUGCCGCGGGAGAGGAAGCGCUCCCGGGCCAACCGGAAGUCCCUUCGAAGGACCCUGAAGAGUGGCUUGACUCCGGAAGAGGCCAGGGCCCUGGGCCUGGUGGGCACCUCGGAGUUGCAGCUGUGACCCCUAUGGUGACUGUGUACCUGCACAGGGCAUGAGCUCCUGCUGGAAGGAACCCCUGCAGUGGGAGGUGAGGAGACUCUUAACACCCAAAGGUUCUGAAAGGGGCACCCAUGUCUAGGUGUCACCGGCAUGGCUUGUGUCACCAGCGGUACACUGACAUGGAUCUCAGAGUCUCCUUCACGUACUUUCUUCAUCGUGUCAGCUGUGUUUCUCUUGUUUCCUUGACACCUGAUUUAGUAGUUCCGAAGUGUGACACCUUUUCUGUGCAAGGAAGAGCCCUUUUAAGGAGCCAGUCACUUCUGUCACAAUUAGUAUGGUCAUGAGGCAGUCUGAUUAGGUUCACAGACUGGGUCUCUCCACAACACCAAAAUAUCCAGAUGUAAACUCCAAAGUUGUACACAAAAGAAAGCACAGGUUGUUUAUCAGUUGUGGAUUUUAGAUGUACUAAAUGUUUAUACAAAUUCAUAAAUGUACACCAUGUUUCAAAUAUUAAAUAAAUAGAGUUUAAUGCCA
Phacochoerus africanus (Common warthog) is the source of this 5520-nucleotide messenger RNA. It is a transcript of the gene FHOD3, whose product is annotated as formin homology 2 domain containing 3. Gene Ontology annotation, cellular component: cytoplasm; cytoskeleton. The transcript has 29 exons. Lineage: Eukaryota; Metazoa; Chordata; Mammalia; Artiodactyla; Suidae. The record is from RefSeq and is a predicted model, not a curated record. Gene Ontology annotation, molecular function: actin filament binding. Gene Ontology annotation, biological process: actin filament network formation; cortical actin cytoskeleton organization; cardiac myofibril assembly. Bases 127 to 5007 code for a protein of 1626 amino acids.